Porites lobata is the source of this 433-nucleotide messenger RNA. NCBI's taxonomy places the organism in Eukaryota, Metazoa, Cnidaria, Anthozoa, Scleractinia, Poritidae. The record is from the annotation of a GenBank genome assembly.
AUGACACCUCGUUUUGAGCUUUUAUUGAAAGUAGUAAAACUGAUCAAUUUCGCGAGGGCGCUAUUGUCCCUAUUGUCAAGUCUGGCACGGAUUGUUUUCCCCUGGGGUAAUUUAGAGAAGUACUUAUCGUAAGCCAAACUCACUUUACCGACAUCUUACCAAGGUGGAGACGACUAUUUGUUCGGAAAUAUUCAACCAAGUCUGGCUCUUACAAGACAUUUGGAGCCUGGGCGGAUGGACUACAAGAUGUAGAGAAGUUUUAUUGAAGAAGACUACAGACGUGGGCUUAGAUCUUAAGUCUUUCUCUUGGCACAGCUUCAGAAGUGGCGGUGCAUCUGCCGCCGCUAAUGGUGGUAUCUCCGAUAGAAUGUUUAAGCGCCAUGGUAGAUGGCGUUCGGAAAACGCUAGGAUGUUUACUUUGCAGACUCGAUAG